Molecule: messenger RNA, 1429 nt
Organism: Suillus bovinus
Lineage: Eukaryota; Fungi; Basidiomycota; Agaricomycetes; Boletales; Suillaceae
Exons: 3
Coding region: 208-1287 (359 amino acids)
Source: RefSeq, a predicted model, not a curated record
UCUGGAGGACCCUACGCUAGCAUUCAUCGAACAGCAUUUCCUCAUCGGAUAAACAUGUACUAUCCGAAUGGAUUCCCUGUAGCGGUGGUAUGGUAGCCUCGAGGCAUGAGGCCUUGCGGCCAUGAGGCUUAAUGCUGAGUUAUAGUACGUGCGACUGCACCCUUUAAGAGAGGAGCUAAUUGAACAGACAUACGUAUCAGCUUCAUCAUGACCCUCUUAGCAUUGACUAUCAUAUUACUGUUACACAUCCCGUUUGUUUACUCCUCACUGCCGAGCCUCAAUGAUACCAGUGUCACUACACUCGACGUCAGUAGCCCUUCAUCCUGCAGUAACACCAGGUCCUUGUGGGACAUCAUCUGGAGUUGCGCUGCGACUCUAUUUGCGUGUACAUGGACUGCAAUUCACCCAAACAUUCCAGGUAUGGACGAGGGGAAAUUCGCUGUUUUCUCUCGUCGCCUAGGCAUCAUGAUGACGGCGCUGAUCGCCCCAGAACUCAUGGUCACUUUGGCCACUAUGCAGUUUCUGAGUGCGCGUGACACUGCAAAGGCCUUCAAUGACGCCUUUGGUGUGAAACUUCACCAGGCCCGCAACGACCAUUCAGACAUAGGAGUUCACGAAACCCGCCGCGACUGUGCAGAUAUGGGAGAGAGUACAGCUACGUUGCUUAAUGAAAUUCCAAUAUCAGAUAGAACCAACAGCCCGCAUCCGAACGCUCCGCAUGUUGCAAGUCGCGCUUUUAUAGAGUGGACGGUGACGCAUGGGUUUUUCGCGUGGAUGGGUGGAUUCAUGCUCUACUUCAAUGACAAGCCGCGAGCUACUCUUACACCCAAGGAGCUUAAGCGCUUUGUUAGUGAGGGCUCCGUGGAAAUGCCCAUCAUCGUUGAGGCAGACAUAGAGGAUCGAAGUAAAGGUGACGCAUUAUCCAAAGGCAUCGCCAUUCUUCAGCUGGUGUGGUUCGUCCUCCAGCUUGUCGCCCGUUACGUUCAGAACCUUCCGGUGACACUGCUUGAACUCGACACGCUUGCUGUAGCUGCCCUGAUCGGCAUUGCCUACUGCUUUUGGUGGAAGAAACCUAAGGAUGUAGGACGUCCUCACCUGUCUAUUGGAAAGCCAUUGGCCCUCCGCCAAGCAAAUUAUACUAUGACAAAAUACAUGCAACGUCCACCACCCCUGGGCUUGGAGGUUGGAUUUGGUGCUUCUACAUCCAUAAUCCUAUUACCAAUAUUAUGGGCGGUGGUCCAUGCAAUUCCCCCCAUGCUGUCCAUUCACGUCGGGUUCCGUCUGUAGGUGGCUAUGAUUCGAGCAGUGUCGGCCGUUGUGGAUACAUUUUACUUUCCUUUGGCUGUUUCACUGGGGCAGUGUUUGGAGGAAUACAUUGUCUAGGCUGGGAUGUUCUGCUUCAGGGGCGUGCAAUAUGGCGUGUGGCUUC